AUGAGUUCCUCUCCACUGGUGUCUCGAGCCAACAUGGACCUCCUGGACGAGCUGCAGCUGAUCGCAGCCCAGAACCUGGAGAGGCUGGAAGUCAACAAGUACUACGAGGUGAUCAGGGAGCUAGGCAAGGGCACCUACGGCAAGGUGGACCUGGUCAUCCACAAGAUCAGAGGUACAAAAAUGGCACUGAAGUUCCUGAAGAAGAAGACAACCAAGCUGAAAUCGUUCCUCCGAGAGUACAGCAUCUCACUCUACCUGUCCCCCUGUCCUUUCAUCAUCAACAUGUUCGGUAUUGCCUUCGAGACAGACGACUACUAUGUGUUUGCACAGGAGUACGCUCUGGCAGGGGACCUAUUCGAUAUCAUUCCUCCACAGGUCGGUCUUCCUGAAGCGUUGGCAAAGCGCUGUGUGCACCAGGUAGCCAUUGCUCUGGACUACCUGCACUGUAAGAAGCUGGUCCACAGGGACAUCAAGCCUGAAAACAUCCUCAUUUUUGACAGAGAGUGCCGCAAGGUCAAACUGUCAGAUUUCGGUAUGACUCGCCGAGCUGGCUCACCUGUGAAAAGAGUGAGUGGCACCAUCCCCUACACGGCCCCGGAGCUCUGCGACGUGACCCGCCACGAGGGGUUCUUCGUGGACUACAGCACUGACGUUUGGGCCUUCGGCGUGCUGCUUUUCUGCAUGCUGACCGGAAACUUCCCCUGGGAGAAGGCGCUGCCCUCGGACUCCUUCUACCAGGAGUUCAUUCGCUGGCAGAAGAGGAGGACGAACACGGUGCCGUCCCAAUGGAGACGCUUCACAGACCAAGCCCUUUGCAUGUUCCGCCGGCUGCUCUCUGUGGAACAGGACCGCCGCUGCUCUGUCAAAGAGGUCUCCGGUUACUUCAGACACUCCUGGAUGCUGGACACAGAGAACAACAACAACAACGGCAAUGAGGUGGACGGCACUAUCUCAUCAUCUUCAUCCGGGGAGGAAGACGAGGAGCUCCUUGUAGAGAGGAUGAAGCAGCAGACUUUAUCUCCUCUCUCCCCGCUUUCGCCUCUCUCUCCCAUGUCUCUGGUGGCCGUGGAGAGGGGGAGUGGGGGCGGUGCUAAGGGCGGGAUGAUGGAACCAGGCAGCGGCCACCAUUUCGUGUCCGUCUCCACCAACAGCUCCGUGUCGUCCACCAACAGUUACGAUCGAAUACCGCGAGAGAACAGUUCUCCAGGGGGCCGCAUGUUGGUGACCACGCCCAUUGAGAUCUGCGUCUGA
Messenger RNA from Anoplopoma fimbria (sablefish), 1251 nucleotides. It is a transcript of the gene bsk146, whose product is annotated as brain specific kinase 146. The transcript is spliced from 5 exons. Gene Ontology annotation, molecular function: ATP binding; protein serine/threonine kinase activity. NCBI's taxonomy places the organism in Eukaryota, Metazoa, Chordata, Actinopteri, Perciformes, Anoplopomatidae. Bases 1 to 1251 code for a protein of 416 amino acids. Gene Ontology annotation, biological process: peptidyl-threonine phosphorylation; peptidyl-serine phosphorylation. The record is from RefSeq and is a predicted model, not a curated record.